Molecule: messenger RNA, 6881 nt
Organism: Calypte anna (Anna's hummingbird)
Lineage: Eukaryota; Metazoa; Chordata; Aves; Apodiformes; Trochilidae
Gene: NKTR
Product: natural killer cell triggering receptor
Exons: 17
Coding region: 70-4446 (1458 amino acids)
Biological process (GO): protein folding; protein peptidyl-prolyl isomerization
Cellular component (GO): nucleus
Molecular function (GO): peptidyl-prolyl cis-trans isomerase activity
Source: RefSeq, a predicted model, not a curated record
GCGAGGCGCGGAGAAGGAACAAAGCACCGGAGCUGCCAGGUGGCGAGGAGUGGGGCUGCCCCGGGGGCCAUGGGGGUGCAGGACCGACCCCAGUGCUUCUUCGAGAUCGAAAUCAACCGCGAGCCAGUUGGUCGAAUUAUGUUUCAGCUCUUCUCAGACAUUUGUCCAAAGACCUGCAAAAAUUUCCUUUGCUUGUGCUCAGGUGAAAAAGGAAUUGGGAAAACAACUGGAAAGAAGCUGUGUUACAAAGGCACCACAUUCCAUCGUGUGGUGAAAAACUUCAUGAUUCAGGGUGGGGACUUCAGUGAAGGUAAUGGAAAAGGAGGUGAAUCAAUUUACGGAGGCUAUUUUAAAGAGAAUGUGGUCUUUUGCAAAAUGAAAAGAACAACAAAACCUGCUCCUCAUCUCGAUGGUGUACACGUUGUCUUUGGACUGGUUAUUUCUGGUUUUGAAGUAAUAGAGCAAAUAGAAAAUCUGAAAACUGAUACUGCAAGUAGACCCUAUGCAGACGUACGAGUUAUUGACUGUGGGGUGCUUGUUACAAAAUCAGCAAAAGAUGCUUUGGAGAAGAAAAAGAAAGUGUGUUCUGAAUCAGAAGCUUCAUCAGACUCCUCCUCCAGUGCCUCGAGCUCUUCAGAAACCUCAUCUGAAAGUGAAGCUGAAAAUGAAAGAAGCAGAAGGAGAAAACGUAAAAGAAGAACGAAAACCAAACAAUCCAGAAAACGAAGGAAGGAGGAGAGAAAGAAGGAGGAUUCAAGGUGCAAGAGAAUCUCAAACCAAAGACGCAGCCUAUCUGACAAGAGUGAUGUAACAGAAAAAGCAGGUGACAUUAGCACAAAGAGGGACAAACCUGUGGUACGUCCUGAAGAAAUUCCUCCAGUGCCUGAAAACAGAUUUUUGCUGAGAAGAGAUGUGCCUGCUGUCAGUGUAGAGCCUGAACCGAAGAUUCUUGAUGCUACACCAGUUCUGACCAACCAGAAACCAUCAGUCUCUAAAUCUGGACGAAAAAUUAAAGGAAGAGGCACAAUAAGAUACCACACCCCACCUCGGUCACGGUCGUGUUCAGAGUCUGAUGAUGAGGAGAGCAGUGAGACCCCACCUCACUGGAAAGAGGAGAUGCAGAGAUUACGAGCAUACAGACCACCCAGUGGAGAAAAGUGGAGUAAAGGAGAUAAGCUGAGUGACCCAAGUACAAGCAGAUGGGAUGAAAGGAGUGCAUCCCGGAGAUCAAGGUCUUGGUCACACAAUGGUUAUUCUGAUCUAAGUACUGUGAGAUACUCAAGCCAUCACAAAAAACACAGGAAAGAGAAGAAGAAGGUGAAACACAAAAAGAAAUCUAAGAAGCAGAAACAUUUCAAGAAGCACAAGCAAAUGAAAAAAAAGAAAACAUCAGCUUCAUCAGAUGUGGAGUCCUCUCGUUCCUUCCGUAGGAGGACAAAGUCAUCUUGUGAUCGUGAGAGGAAAUCUCGUUCUUCUUCAUUGUCUUCCAGACAUUCAUCCAGAAGAGACUGGUCUAAAUCUGACAAGGAAGACCAGAGCUCAUCAACUUUAUCAAGCAGAGGUACUCGAUCACACUACAGGUCCAGGUCCAGAUCCAGAUCUAGGACUAAAUCAAGAUCGUAUUCCCGAAGAAGCUCUAGAUCAAGAUCAGCUUCUAAAUCGUCACGUUCUCGAAGUAGGUCAAGGUCAAGUUCCAACCCUGGGCAUCGAAAGAUAGUUCCCAGUUCUCCAUGCAACAUUUCAACACGAUUAAAUGAAAAUAAGUUGACCAAGACUGCUGAGCCUGUGAGAGCAGUUAUACUCCCAAGUGAUAAAGUUGUCAUACCACCCGUUGUCCCGGAAAACCUCCCUGUUAUACCCUUAAGUGAUAGCCCACCACCCUCAAGGUGGAAACCUGGGCAGAAACCAUGGAAGCCAUCUUACGAACGAAUUCAGGAAAUGAAAGCUAAAGCAACCCAUUUAAUACCCCCACAAACUAAUUACAAUUUGGUAGUCAUUAAAGAGGCAAACACUUCUUCCUCGUAUCGGAAGCAACAGAGGAGUUCCGAGAGCGACCGGAGCGGUUAUUCCAAGUACCGGAGUGACAGAAGCUCAGAUAGCUGGCCAAGGUCCAGGAGCAGGUCCUCUCGAAGCAGGUCAUACUCCAGAUCUUACACAAGGUCUAGAAGUCCAUCUAGCUCUAGGACAAAAUCUCCUUCUUCCGACCGAUCGCCGUCGCUGAGUAAAUACCGCAGCGACAGGUCGGGUUAUAGCGAUUCAACGUCUUAUUAUUCCCUUAGUGAUGAUGGGAGGCACAGAAGCAAAAGGAAAUCAGCAUCAAGUGGUCAGAAAACUCGGUCUCUUAAGCUGAGGCAAGAAACGAGCUCUGAAAGCACCCUCCCUUACACCUGUGCAAAAGACUAUGAUGAGUCCUCUCAGGGAUUGAAAGAGAGUGACACUUUAUCAUCUUCCGAUUUCUCCACUGACAGCGAACGUUCUGCCAAACCAAAAGCAGCCCAAGAAAAAGAAGGCCGUUUUCAACUGGAAGGAGAUGCUCAGAAACAGGAUAAAAACAGCUUCAGUUCUGAGAGAGGGGAGGAGAAAUCCAAGUGCGAGCGGGAUUCCGAUCACGCUAAAAAGAAAGCAGCUAAGGAGAAGUCUUCUGAGCAGCCUAGAGGUGGUGGAAAAACAAAACGAAAAUCCUACUCAGGUAGUAAAUGGGACUCUGAGUCAAAUUCUGAAGGAGAGGUGAGGCAUAAUAGGGGAGAUUCCAGGCCUUCCUCCAGUAAAGAGGAAGGAGAGGCCACAUCAGGAUCUGAUACAGAGCUUAGUGUUACCAAAAGGAUAAAAAAACAAUCCAAUUCUUCAGAAGGCUUUCUGGAUUCUGGUUGUACCUGGAAGACUAGCAAACAGUUGUCAUCUUCUGAGUCUGAGAGUUCUUGUUCCAGCUCAGCAAAUGUGAGAGGAAAGUCCAAAAAACACAAGCAUGGCUCGAAAAAAACUCUUAAAAAAUCCCAUUCCAAAAAAGCAAAAGAAAAAUCAAAAGGGAAAAAUGAAAAGAAGCAGAAAGUUCAGAAAAGAAAAGAAAUGUUUCAUUGGCAGCCCCCCCUGGAAUUUGGUGAUGAAGAUGAUGAUGAGAUAAAUGAAAAGCCAGUUAUCAAGGAUGAUAAGAAAGAAAAGGAGUUUACCAAGGAUGUAAAGGACAAACAAGUUAAUGAAAAGGAUGAAACAGUCAAAGAUAAAAUGGGAAAUGGUGAAAAGUCUUGUGUGGAUGAAAGCCUUUUAAGUAAAAACACCACAUGUGAUGCCUCACCAGAUUGCAGUAACCUUAAUAAAGAUAGUGUUGAAGUAACUGCUUCAACCAGCGUUUUAAACUCAGGAAUAAAUGUGAGCACUUGCAAGAAUGAGAUGGAGCAAGCUGAAGAAAACAACCAGAAUGCAUUGGAAGAUGUCAUUCAGACAGAUGACAACAUGGAGAUUUGUACUCCGGAUCGUAACUCACCAGGGAAGGUUGAUGUGGACAUUUUGUCUCCUGUCAUUCUCACCACUAAACCUCAUGCUUUAAGUGCUAGUGUCAACAAAGAUUUACAGGUUGAAACCCCUGAGCAAGAUGCUGUCAGACUAGGAAACAGUAUUGUGGACUUCAUAAGUAUUAAGGAACAGGAAACGGGGAGGCAAGAAAAUAACUCUGUCCCCUUGCCUAGUGCUAAAGAGAGUAGUUUAAAAAGUGAAAUUACUGAAAAUACACAAAGCAAUAUGGUAGAUAACAAAUGGAAGCCUUUGCAAGGGGUUGGUAAUUUACAACCAGCAACAAUUAGUGCUACCACGGAAGUUAAAAAUGUAACUUUAGCACCAGAGCCUAAACCAGCAGGUUUAAGAAUUGAAAUAAAAACUAAAAAUAAGGUAAGGCCUGGAUCUCUGUUUGAUGAAGUUAGAAAAACAGCACGGCUAAAUCGAAGGCCAAGGAACCAAGAAAGUUCCAGUGAGGAGGAAUCUCCAAGUAGAGACAACAGCCCAUCCAGGAGUCUCAGUAGGUCCCGGAGUAAAUCUGGAUCAAAAUCCAGGCACAGAACAAGGUCCCUGUCUUACAGUCACUCCAGAAGUCGAUCCCGAAGUUCUACAUACUCCUACAGGUCGAGAAGCUACACAAGAAGCAGAAGCAGAGGCUGGUACAGCAGAGAUCGGUCACGAAGUCGCAGUAGCUCUUACCACAGUUACAAGAGUCGUAGUCGAACCUACAGUAGGAGUAGAUCCAGAAGUAGUUCUUAUGGUCAUCACAGUCGAUCCAGUAGGUCAUACACAUAUGACAGUUACUACAGCAGAAGUCGCAGUAGAAGUAAAAGGAGUGACAGCUAUCGAAGAUCCAGAAGUUAUGAUAGGAGAUCCAGAUCUUAUGGCUCUGACAGUGAGAGUGAUCGCAGCUACUCCAACAAUCGAAGUCCCAGUGAAAGCAGCAGAUACAGCUGAAAACAUCUCCUUGAUGAUGGAAACCAUAUUUAAUCAUAAUUUUUUCAGUGUUACAUUGAAAAAAAAACAACCCCAACUGUUCUGCCAGCAGCAGAAGUGAAGUUGAAAGGUGUUCACUGAGUCAGCUGAAACUUCACCAUUUACCAGUAAACUCCACUGGCUGUUCACUUGUGGGGAGAAGUACUCAGCUCAAGUGAUUUUCAGUUUGUUUUCUUCUUUUUUGUGGUCAAAUGCUACUUUUACAAAAGAAGAGAAAUGAAACAACCACCAGUUUGAUGCCCUUGAGUUGGAUUUUCCAAGCCAUGACUGACACCCUGGUGAAUUUGCUGCCACCAGCUCUCCACAUGCAGCAAUCAGUACUGACUUGAAGUGUGUUUCUAAACACCUUAGGGCUUUCUGCCUCUUAAUGCUAAAGAUAUGCUAGCAACUAUAAAACUGAAGAAAACCUCUUCCAAAGGCAGCCAUUUCUAGUUUAAAAUGCCUUUUUUUUUUUAAUAAGUGCUGGAAGAUGGGUUCCAUGCUGUCUUGUUUGUUGGUCAUAUCUGCAGUAUAUACCCAACAGCUUGGUGAGGAGAACAAAAACUCUGUCUUAAUCCUGACUCUUCUGUGACAUGACAGAAAGCUGCUGAAAAAGGAGGAAUCUCCAACCCACUGGAAAUUAUCAAACUGACAAGCAGUGAGCAGAAGUGUGAUGAAGGAGGUCUUGAUACCCAACUUGUUUCAGCUUUUAUGUUUAAAAACAAAUUUUGGGAGGAACAGCAGAGUUCUGGAGAGUCUAAAAAAAGGGUUUCUAAACACAUCUUGAGUUGAAUUUUGGUUCAUAAUACAGUGUUUGGCUACUUCAACACAUAUUUUUUGAAGCUGAAUGUUGUAAACUGUUGAGUAUAUCAUGAGUUUGUUCUAAAUACUUUUUAAUUUUUUUUUUUUUGAGUGAACAAACCAUAAUGGUUCCUUUGUAAAAUUCCUGUAGCUGUGUCCCAUUUGUCACAGGGAAUAUCAGGUAUUGAUAUAGCAGAUAUUUGAACUAUAGAGUGCUAAGGUGAUAUGAUUACAGAAACACUGUAUGCCUGAUAAAAAACAUGGACAAUACUUUCAAGGUGAAGUUUAAUACCAAAAAUUACUCCAUGUUAUAGGUAAAUGGUUAGCCAAAAAAAAAAAAAAAUCCCAACCAAACCAUAGCAUUAAGCUGAAGGGCAGUGAGUAAUUUUAUGCAGCAUUCUGAUUGAGUUGAUUUUAAACCAAUUUGUAAAGUUUUUCAGUGUUUAGGAAGUUGUGUACUAAGUAACAGGUUUUUAAUGGCAUAAUAUAAGCUGAAAUAUGGGGUCUGUGCUGUAAAAAAAACAGACUACCAGACCUUCAAUAGAGCUGAUGCACACUGCUGUAUUAUAAUAGUUUUCAUCACUGAGUUUCUGUAAUAUCUUGAGAUGCUUUCAUUUUCUCAAAUGUUUUCCAGUAUUGAAAGUGGUUGCUUUGUUUUGUUGUUUUCUUUUUUUAAAAAAAAUCUCAUCAGGAAACAACAACUCUGCAAAUUGAAAGUGGCAACUUCUUGCUUGAGGUGUCAGUUGAUACUUCAUGUCUCUUUGAAUUAAAGCUACCCAGAGUUAGCUUUUGGGACACUUCUGAAAACAUGAAAAGAAAGUUCAGAGUGAAGUUUGAAGGCUUUCAGUGACUCCAUUUCUGUCCGUGAGCAGCUGGAUGAGACAUUUGUACACAGGUUCCUAAAACUUUGAAUUGAUCACACAGUUUUUUUUUUCACUUUCUACAAAAUUCUGGACUUCCUACUCUUGUAGUUUAAUGAAAAAGUGUGUGCAUGUAAGACUUUGGAAUCAAUAUUUUGUAAGCUUCUUAGGCUUUUUAACAUUAAGUACAUUUAUUACUCAAGUCAAUAUAGACUUACAGACAGAUUUCUUACAGUAGGAGCCAUUUCAGAGUCCUGAACAAAGAUUUCACUGCUAACUCAAGGUAAAGCUGCAGUUUCAGCUGGAAAUACAAACGUAACUUGGUUUUCCCCUUGCUGAGAAAAUAGAACUAGAGGGCUAGCAGUGUAACAAAAUAUACAAAAAUAAACAUGGGUAUUUAAUACUUAGUAGAGAUUUUUUUUUCCCCAGAAUCAGCCUUGUUCAUAUUUCAGGUUUGAGUUGACUUUUUAAGGUAAAAGUAAUAGAAACAAUUAGUUAGAGUUGCCUGAAAUUACUGCCAUGGCACCAGUGGUGAUUUCAUACCUUGAAUUCCAGCUUUAUAAAGAAAUUCUAUGAGAUGGUUGGGGAAGGAUGUGGGGGGAGGAGCAGGGGAAUAUUUUUAUUUAGUGAAGUCUAUUAAAUUGUGCUUCAGAUAGGAAAUAUACCCCUGAGCUUGUUUUCUAACGUUGGUCUCUGUUUUUGCAAUUUUGUUAUUCAAAAGUAGUUGCUGUUUGUAAAAUAAACUUUUUGUACAGA